AACUUGGGAUCUUCAGCAUACAUUUUGUUGGUAAAGGUACCAUUAUGGAUGGUAAACUGGAAAAGUUCAGCCUGAAACGAGAUGUGGGACUGAUUGGCGCUGUUUCACUCGUUGCUGGCACCAUGAUUGGUUCUGGGAUUUUUAUGUCCCCUCAGUCUGUGUUGAUCAACAUAGGAAGCCCAGGAGGCAGUCUGGUGAUCUGGGCAACCUGUGGCCUGCUGGCUGUACUUGGCUCUCUCUGCUAUGCUGAACUGGGGACCGUAAUUCAAGAGUCAGGGGGAGAGUACAUCUAUAUCCUACGGACAUCAGGCCCAGUAUUGGCCUUUAUGUUAAUUUUUACCUCAGUUACAUUUGUGAGACCUGCAGGUGUGGCAGGGAUCUCACUGAGCUUUGCUGAAUAUGCUGUGGCACCUUUCUAUCAGGAUUGUCCUGCCCCAGAGCUGGUAGUGAAGUGUGUGGCUGCUGCAGGGAUUGUGCUGACAGCCACUAUUAACUGUCUGAAUGUACGAUUUGCCAUGUCAGUUCAAGUAUUCUUCAUGGUGGCCAAAGUGUUGGCUUUGUCUGUAAUCAUUAUUAGUGGAGUUGUGUUGCUUAUUAGAGGAGAAAAUGCAAGUUUUGAGGAUUCAUUUAAAGGGACCAAUGUGGGAAUCAAUCCAAUAGGUAUUGCUUUCUACCAAGGUCUGUGGUCCUAUGAUGGAUGGAACAACUUGAAUUAUGUGACAGAGGAGCUAAAACGUCCUGGGGUAAAUCUGCCCAGGGCAGUUAUGAUUGCCAUCCCCAUGGUAACCCUGCUGUAUCUACUGGUCAAUGUAAGUUACCUGGCUGCCAUGACACCUAGAGAACUGAUGUCAUCAAGUGCAGUGGCGGUCACCUGGGGGAAUAAGGUGCUCGGGAGCUGGGGAUGGGUGAUGUCCAUUGCAGCCGCUCUUUCCGCUUUUGGCUCCCUGAAUGGGACAUUCUUUAGUGGUGGUCGGGUGUGUUUUGUGGCAGCAAGAGAGGGACACAUGCCUGAUAUUCUCGCUAUGGCCCAUGUGAAUCGACUGACCCCCUCUCCAGCCCUUAUCUUCACCACGGCUAUCUCACUCCUGGUUCUCAUCCCUGGGGACUUCCAGAGCAUUGUCAACUUCUUUAGUUUCACUGCUUGGUUCUUCUAUGCAAUCACACUGUCUGGGCUCCUUUACCUCAAGAUCAAGAAACCUGAACUUCCUAGACCAUAUAAGGUUCCAAUUGUAAUCCCCAUCUUGGUCCUCUUGGCAGCCAUUUUCCUUGUGCUGGCACCUGUCAUUGACAACCCAGCAAUAGAGUACCUCUAUGUGACCUUAUUCAUCUUAAGCAGUGUGCUGGUUUAUGUGCCAUUCAUCCACUACAAAAUCUGCCCUGGUCUGUUGGAGAAACUCACUGUGUUUCUGCAGCUCUUCUUAGAGGUGGCCCCAGCAGACAAAAACAUAUGAUUUAUUUUACAGAUUAAAAUACUAUUUUUAGGAGUUUUAAGAGUUACAAAGUAAAAGUGUAACUUCUGGAACGUAGCUAGGUUAUGUUACUUUGUACUUAUACCUCUAAAAAUACUUAACAUAUAUGGACAACAGUGUUUCCUGAAUAAUGCCUGGACAUAGUGUGUUGAUCUCUGAUUGUUUGAUAAUCUGAUUUUGAACAACAUUUCAAUGGUGUUAAUGUAAUUCAUUGAAAUUGUUAUUACAUUGUAAAAUAAAAAAAAGUUUCUGUACAUAAAUAAAGCAAAAUAUAGCACUUCAGGAAAGUUGUAGGGUCAGUUGGUCAAACACAUCUCCACUAAAAACAUCCAUGAGAGUGUGUUGUUUCAAGUAUAUUCUUAGAAUCCAUCUUCUCAAGUUUGGAAUUUUCAUUUGACAUCCUCAAUGAAUGAACUGUGCAAACAAAACACAUAAAAUGCAAUGCUAUUGUAUAGAGCCUCCAUACUCUAUGUGUAGCUGUUUUACAAUUUAACCAAAAGAACAAAAACAUUUUGAGGUUCAUAAUGGUUUGCUCACAGUGUUGAGUGAACAUUUGCUGGAAAUAGAUUUGUUUCGAUUACUUUGCAUGUUACCUUUUUCGAAUUGCAAAAAGUUGCAUCUAUGCAUGGAUUCAAGAGGAUAACUAUUGGGCCAUUGCUCUGUGCAGAGUGAAUGGUGUUGACAUCACAAUGUCACAAACAUCAUUGCGCAGAGUAGUGCCAUGGAGCACAUAGCAGAGCAACAUGCCAAAUGAUAGAUUUCUUAUUUGCCUUUGCCUACAUAAAGUGUGGCACUUAGAGUAUUAACACAGUUAUAAAUAACAAUGGAGAUUAUUAUUAUUAUUUGAACUUCCCCUUUACCUUCUAAUCUCCAGUGAUGUUUUGGUAAUCUAAUCUAAUUUAAAAUCUACUCAAUAAACAAAACACACCAAAAUAUAAUUUAAUCAUUACAUUACUUUGCUAUAACAUCCAUAAUGAUGUUUCCCUCCACUCAGUCACUGUGUACGUAAACUUAAUAUAAUUUUAACCAUGCCUUUAACCAAUAUAUCUAUGUAUAACUGGCAUUAUGAUUUGUCUGUGUAGAACAAAUUGUAUGUAGUACUAAACCCAAUUUGCAGGUGUGUGAGUAAUGAUUUAUGAACAUGAAAAAAUGUGUAACCAGUCUCAGACAUAUAGGUGAUGAGCUCUGAAAGUGUACAAUACAAAUGUAUAACUCUAAUGGCAUUAACAAACUUUUAACUGAAUAUUUGCAAUAAUGAAUAUGGCAUCUGUACACAUGCGCAUUAAUGAGCUACUUGUUGUUGACAACAUAUUUUUGAAAUGAAAUUUUCUGAAGAAACGGUUUUCCAUUGAACUUUUCAUGCAAAUUUGUAAUUAUGUCGUAAUUUGAAUAUGUUCGUUUAUUUGAAAUUAUUGUAAUUAAAUACUAAAUACAUCGUUGGGGGAGUUUCUAGCCAUCUCUAUGCAGCCGGACAUCAUUGCUAAGUGGCUGCGACUGUAACAGAUUAAGACUGCUCUGUCAGAAACUCCGAAGCUAUAAAAAGAAAACCAAUACGGUUGCAAAGAAGAGGGAUAGGGGAGCUGUUGCUGGUUGAGGCUACGUGUGCCAAUCGAGAUGACAUCGUUAUUUGCGCUCACUUAAAAAGAGGGGAGAAUGUCGUUCGCUGGUGGUUAGUCAUGAAACAGAUAGAGAGAUGGAGUUUUCAAAAGCGGAGGUUUAUAGAAGAUAUUACCGUUCUCCUAGCAGCAGGAUAUUAUGCUGGCAGCACAAACUCAGAUAUUUUUUUUCAAAAUAGAAGCUAUCAUUGAAAUGCACUGCAAUGUGUUUAAUUCGGUAAACAAAUUGUGACUUGUAUUCGAAAGCAAGUUAUAUGAUUUUCUUAAAGCAAAACCAUAAUGAUAAAAAACAAAUAUAUGUAUACAUUAAAAGAAUUAAGAAAAAUAUUGGAACAGACAAUGUACAGACCGGAUUGUAACAUAUAUAGCUUUAUAAAAAAACUAGACAUUGUGCUGUGGAACAUGGCAUUUGAGACUGUAAAUGACACUGUAAAUGAAUUCUUUAUACCCUAGUGCAGUGGUUCCCAAGUUAACUACGGUCC
Esox lucius (northern pike) is the source of this 3567-nucleotide messenger RNA. RefSeq names its product b(0,+)-type amino acid transporter 1-like. The coding region runs from base 45 to 1451 and encodes 468 amino acids. The record is from RefSeq and is a predicted model, not a curated record. Lineage: Eukaryota; Metazoa; Chordata; Actinopteri; Esociformes; Esocidae. The transcript is spliced from 6 exons. Gene Ontology annotation, molecular function: L-amino acid transmembrane transporter activity. Gene Ontology annotation, cellular component: membrane. Gene Ontology annotation, biological process: amino acid transmembrane transport.